Messenger RNA from Nasonia vitripennis (jewel wasp), 2409 nucleotides. RefSeq names its product trafficking protein particle complex subunit 12. Gene Ontology annotation, molecular function: protein binding. The coding region runs from base 360 to 1901 and encodes 513 amino acids. Lineage: Eukaryota; Metazoa; Arthropoda; Insecta; Hymenoptera; Pteromalidae. The record is from RefSeq and is a predicted model, not a curated record. The transcript is spliced from 3 exons. Gene Ontology annotation, cellular component: TRAPP complex; Golgi apparatus.
AAUCAAUGAUCGUUAUUGAUUUUAGAAAGUUCUAAAAUUUUAAAGGUAGUUUUAUCUUCUGCAUAAUUAUUUCUUGAUUAUUUUUGGGUCUUACAAUUUAUUUUUUGAAUACAUGAUUCGUGAGUCAUGAUUGUGUAAAAACUCGUCAAUUUCGUGCUGACGUAUGGUUAGGCUAGGUCGAUGGCCUUGUGACAGCUGAUGUGUCAAAGUCUUCUGCAGUUUCGCUAAUGGCACCUGUUUAUGUGCUAUCAUUUGUCAUUUGUUAGUUAAAACCUUCGUGAAACGAAAAAUGUUAAUUAUUCACGUGUAAACACUUGACAACAACCCAAGUCUCUACAGUACAAAGUUUCAAGAUAAAAAUGAGUCAAAAGUCUUCAGAAGAAUCGAACAAUGCAUCUGCCUCAACAAAUCUUGGCAGCUACUUUGACAGUAGUACGCCAACGAUUUUUGAUGAAAUUGUUUCAUCAAGUAAACCGGAUAUUUUUGCAACCGUCGGUUCUACCUCCAAGUUCAAUAUGCCACCUGGAACCCCAUCGGGCAACAUUUUUGAGAAUGAUUCGUCAUUCGAGGAGCCUAACGAGUAUGCAACUGUGAAUGACUAUCACCGUGAUGCAUGGAUUCCCUCAGAAAACACUAGGAAGAUUUUACGAUCAAUUGCUACUACUUCCACACAUGGAGGAAGUCAGCAUGACAGGGAAAAUUUAACAAUGCCAGGACUUGCCUUAGCGGAGGAGAUGUCUGAUCCUAUAAAAGAGGCUGUAACAUAUUUUUUGGGCGAAGAAGAAACUAUGAAUAGAAAUGUUUCAACUCUAUCAGAUGUAACUCAGGAUGAAAGGGGUCUCAGAAAUUUGAUUAAAGAAGGCUGUUAUCGUGCAGCAGUCAACCUAUCUGGACGACUUCUUGCAGUAUAUGGCCAAGGCUAUGGAAAAAUUAACCAUCCCAGUAAACAUACACCGCAUUCCUUGCAGCUGUGGUUCACUAGAUUAUCCUUGUUAACUAAAUUAAGACAAACGGAAAUAUUAGAAACAGAGUCCACGCCUUUCCACAAUUUGGAUAAGCCAGACAUGUAUUUUAUAUUUUAUCCCGAAUUGUAUGGCACGAGACCUGGUUCAAUGGCAUCUUUUGCAUUUAGAUUAUUACUUGCGGAAAUCCCAAUGUAUUACGGGAAAGGAAAGCGUGCUAUAGAUAAUUUGUAUGCUAUCCUCGCCACUAUUAAAAAAAUUAUCAACAAUUUAGAAAAUGGCUUGUCAGAAGAGGGAGGUGUAGCCAAAUUUAACUCAGACGAAAGGGAAGACUCACUUCAGCUUUGGAAAGCAAGGAGGUCGAGGACGUUAGUUUCGGUAGUCAAUUGUGCUCUUUCCACCAAAAACUACAUCCUGGCUACAGAGGUCUUGGAGCAACUUCUUAACUCCAAUGAGUGGAAAAAAGGACAAGCCGAAAUCCUUAAUUCGGCGAUCGGUAGGAUAUACCUUUCUCUGGGAGAUGUUCCUGCAGCUGAGAAGAAAUUCUCGAUUGUUCAGACGGAAAAUCCAAAAGCCGAGCACAUAAAGGAAUUGGUUGACAGAGGUCUCAUGGCAGUAGCUCAAAAUGCUUUUCAAGAAGCAUUGAAGUGCUUCAAAACAGCAUCGGAGCUGGAUCAUUCUAACAUUAUGUUGUUAAACAAUAUGGCUGUUUGUUUAUUGUACACAGGAAAACUGGAGGCUGCAGUUGACUUGAUGGAGAACAUGGUGACAGUACAAAAUCCCAUCAAGAGCCUUCAAGAAGCUGUGCUUCUGAACAUGUGCACAUUGUACGAACUGCAUACCACUCAUAGCAGGCAAUCAAAGCUGCAGUUGCUCAGGCAACUGAACAGGUACAAUGGGGAUGCAACAAAUAUUCAGUGCUUGAAACUUACUAUGUAAAGUUUGUUGUACAAAUCACGUGAAUAGAGUAUUAAUGAAUUUUUUUUAUUUAACUUAAGAUUACAAAAGUCUUGCGUGAAAUGUCUUGAAAAGAAAAAGAAAAAAGGCAAUAGAUAAACCAAGUUAUUAAGUGUACAUUUUUUAUUUACUUUUUUUUCCAUUGUGAAUUUAUAUUCCAUAGAAUUGAUUUCUGAUACCUAAUUCGGAACAAUUUAUUCAGGCGCUCACAAAGCGACAAUCAUAUCGUUUGAAUAAAUACAAAAUCAAGGUUUUCUAUACAAAAAUUCAUGCUGUUGACAGGACUGAAAUUUACCGACAAAGUUCUUUUUAUUUUAAUUUUAAGUAAGCUUUUAAUGAUAUAAACUACCUAACAUUAGACAUGUAGUGUUACAACACAAUAUUGUUACAACAGAACAUCCGAUUUUUCUUCGAUUUUUAUCUAGCGCAAAUGUAGUACGUUUAGCAAUGUCAUUAAUAUGCUUGUACGUUUCUAAAUUUCCACUAGAUG